Messenger RNA from Portunus trituberculatus (swimming crab), 1731 nucleotides. RefSeq names its product RNA-binding protein with serine-rich domain 1-A-like. The record is from RefSeq and is a predicted model, not a curated record. The transcript is spliced from 8 exons. Gene Ontology annotation, biological process: mRNA splicing, via spliceosome. Bases 149 to 1078 code for a protein of 309 amino acids. Gene Ontology annotation, cellular component: nucleoplasm; ASAP complex; cytoplasm. Gene Ontology annotation, molecular function: RNA binding. Lineage: Eukaryota; Metazoa; Arthropoda; Malacostraca; Decapoda; Portunidae.
UACCAAGAAAUUGCCCCAAAAAGAUCGGGGAAAUGCCGUUUCAUGUGAUAAAUGAAGGAGGCUUCCCUCUCGAAUCCGGAUCGGCAGACGGCAGUUGACGAACGCUAGGAGAAGCGUUGUAAACAAACAGUUUUGCCGCUUGAGAGAAAUGGUUCUCAGUAGGAGUCGCAGUCGGUCUGUCUCCUCCAGUGGGUCGGAGAAGGCAGCCAGGAAGUCUCGUGACAAGGAGAAGAAGACUCGUAAGAAGUCUUCCAGUAGUGACAGUAGUUCCAGUCGCAGUUCAUCCAGAAGUUCCACAGGAUCCUCUGGCAGCUCUGAUAGUUCAUCCAGCAGUAGCUCAUCUUCACGCUCCUCAUCUUCCUCUUCAUCCUCCUCCUCUUCCCGUUCGAGAUCUAGGGACAAGGAGAACAAGCAGAAAGAAAAGGAAAAAGAGAAAGAGAAAAAAGAUGAUUCCCGCAGGUCAACCUUCAAAGCAGGAAUUGAGAAGAGUCGCAGUCAGAGUCGGGAGAAGAAGCCCAAGCUGAAGAAACCUUCAAAAUCACGGUCAAGGUCAGGGUCCCCACGACCACGCAGGAAGCCCCGCUCCCCAACACCUCGCCCAACCAGGAUCCACAUUGGUCGUCUCACUAGAAAUGUGAACCGUGAUCACCUUAUGGAAAUAUUCUCGGUCUAUGGUGCAGUGAAAAGUGUUGACCUCCCCAUGUAUGAUAUUCGAGUCAAUGCCUCCCUUAACCGUGGUUAUGGCUACAUUGACUUUGAGAAGCCUGAGGAUGCAGAGAAUGCAAUGAAGCACAUGGAUGGAGGACAGAUAGAUGGACAGGAGAUUACUGCUGCUCCAGUACUAAUACCGCGCCAAGUACCCCCACGCCGCCGCUCUCCCUUGCCCCCCAUGCCCAUCAGACGCGGUCCUCCACCUCGAUGGCGUUCACCUCCAAGAUACAACAUGAUGCGUCGCAGGUCACCACCCAUGAUGAGGCGGCGGUCACCCCCUCCAAGGCGCAGAUCCCCUCGUUCACGUUCACGCACACCACCACGCCGCAGGAGGUACUCUCGUUCCUCCUCCUCAUCUUCACGUUGAACCAGACAAUGUUUCCUCAUUUGCCUCCUCGUCCUUUAUGUGAGCACACAUGGGCAGAUAUGGAUUUGUCACCUGAACAUUACUUGUCAUUGUAAGAAAGCCUUGCAUAGUGGAUAUCAGUUUAUUUAUUUAUAGUUUUUUUUUUCUCUCUCUCUCUCUCUCUCUCUCUCUCUCUCUCUCUCUCUCUCUCUCUCUCUCUCUCUCUCUCUCUCUCUCGAUUAACUUUAGUAGUUUAGUGAAGAAAGAAACAAGGAGAGGAAACUGACAUUAUUUCUCUUGAAAAUUGUGUGUUCAUCUGAUGAUGACUAACCCAAGUACAACCAGAGCAACAAUUAUGAAAUGUCUAGUAGGUCUUUAAUAUUCUGCAUUAGGCAUAAAUCAAUGUUUCCUUAGAUACUGUUGAUUUACAUGAUUUGUACCAUUAAAAAGUAAAUAUGUAGAUAAAAAAAAAAAAGGUUUAUUAAUGUUUAUUCUAAUUAAUUUCUAAGAUCUUGAAUAUCUGAUAAAAUAUUUGUUGUAUUAUCCAUGUACACAUUCUUGUUAGAAACAUAAAAGGAUGUAUUUUAUUCUAUUUCACUUCCAGUAGAUUGUCAAAUUGUGCUGUACUUUGAGGAGCAGCAUCUGUUUUAUAAUAUUACACGCUCUGAAAUUUU